Gorilla gorilla gorilla (western lowland gorilla) is the source of this 2082-nucleotide messenger RNA. It is a transcript of the gene OR13A1, whose product is annotated as olfactory receptor family 13 subfamily A member 1. Lineage: Eukaryota; Metazoa; Chordata; Mammalia; Primates; Hominidae. Gene Ontology annotation, cellular component: membrane. Gene Ontology annotation, biological process: G protein-coupled receptor signaling pathway. The coding region runs from base 311 to 1297 and encodes 328 amino acids. The record is from RefSeq and is a predicted model, not a curated record. The transcript has 4 exons. Gene Ontology annotation, molecular function: G protein-coupled receptor activity; olfactory receptor activity.
ACUAUGUUGAACAGAAGCGAAGAGACAGAGUAUACUUGUCUUGUUCCUAAUCCAGAAGAAAAGCUUUGAAUCUUUUACCAUUGAGUAAGAUUGAGUGCCCAAGGGUUUGAUAAAUGUGGAAAAUAACCACUGUUCGAAUAUCCUGUUGGCCUGCUGAAGAAAUGACUGGCUGAGGCUGUAAAGAAAUCUUAUGGUCAUUCUCAUGGAAAGAGGAUUGGAACCCCGAUUCUUUGAUCUCAUUAUUGACCAGUUGGUUGAGAAGACUGUCCUCCUGUCCCCACCCAAUCACAAUAAGUGGCUCUGAAAUCACAUGAAGCUGUGGAUGGAGAGUCACCUGAUAGUCCCAGAAACCCAUCCCAGCCCAAGGAUGAUGAGUAACCAGACAUUGGUAACCGAGUUCAUCCUGCAGGGCUUUUCAGAGCACCCAGAAUACCGGGUGUUCUUAUUCAGCUGUUUCCUCUUACUCUACUCUGGGGCCCUCACAGGUAAUGUCCUCAUCAUCUUGGUCAUCACCUUCAACCCUGGGCUCCACACUCCUAUGUACUUUUUCUUAUUCAACUUGGCUACUAUGGACAUUAUCUGCACCUCUUCCAUCAUGCCCAAGGCGCUGGCGGGUCUGGUGUCGGAAGAGAGCGCCAUCUCCUACGGGGGCUGCAUGGCCCAGCUCUAUUUCCUCACGUGGGCUGCAUCCUCAGAGCUGCUGCUUCUCACGGUCAUGGCCUAUGACCGGUACGCAGCCAUCUGCCACCCGCUGCAUUACAGCAGCAUGAUGAGCAAGGUGUUCUGCAGCGGGCUGGCCACAGCCGUGUGGCUGCUCUGCGCUGUCAACACGGCCAUCCACACGGGGCUGAUGCUGCGCUUGGAUUUCUGUGGCCCCAAUGUCAUUAUCCAUUUCUUCUGCGAGGUCCCUCCCCUGCUGCUUCUCUCCUGCAGCUCCACCUACGUCAACAGUGUCAUGAUUGUCCUGGCGGAUGCUUUCUACGGCAUAGUGAACUUCCUGAUGACCAUUGCGUCCUAUGGCUUCAUCAUCUCCAGCAUCCUGAAGGUGAAGACUGCCUGGGGGAGGCAGAAAGCAUUCUCCACCUGCUCUUCCCACCUCACCGUGGUGUGCAUGUAUUACACCGCUGUCUUCUACGCCUACAUAAGCCCGGUCUCCGGCUACAGGGCAGGGAAGAGCAAGUUGGCUGGCCUGCUGUACACUGUGCUGAGUCCUACCCUCAACCCCCUCAUCUACACUUUGAGAAACAAGGAGGUCAAAGCAGCCCUCAGGAAGCUUUUCCCUUUCUUCAGAAAUUAACUGUGUCUUCUGAAGUUUUUGUCCUUGGAGACUGCAGUUUUAGUGGAGUCUGAUGAGCAAGUUUCUGGACUGGGAGGUAAAUAGACUUGUUUUUUCUAACCCAGCAGAACCUGUGCAUGGAUGAGCUGGGAGUGCUGGUUCCCUGAGACUUGGUGAUGGGGGGAUUGCGGUAGGUGUGACGCACCAGCCUCUGAGACACCAGAUCUCUUGGUCUGACUCCAAGGUGGUGUCAGUGCUGAGUUGGCAGAGAAACACAGGGCCUAGGAGGAGAAAAGUGUUCCUUGUGUUUUCAACUCACAGCCACAUCAAACGUUUUCCUUUUGUAUGUACAACACUCAGGGUGUAAAUUCUAAAAUCACUCCUAGAAUUCAGCUGUGUGGGUCUAAAAAGUUAGGCAGAACUGUGGACCCCACAGCCCCUGAAGGGUUGUCAGACUGAAGCUUUGUUUUAAGGUGACCACUGGCCUCUAGGAAACCUUCUACCCCCAUUAUCUUACCUCAACUCUUUCCUCUGGAGCCACUUGGACUUCAAAAAUAGUUUGAUUUUAAUGCAAACUGUUGUUUCUGCUUUUGUCUUUUCUUCUUACUAACACUUCAGAUCCUGAGUGUCUGACCUACCUAAUUGGCCUGGAGCGAGGACAGCUGCCGUGAGUCAGCUCUAAUAAGUUAAACGGCAUUGUAACAAGGCAUUGCUAUCCUUCCAUUGUUUCAGAUAAAACUGGGUGAACGAAUCCUCUGUGUCUAAUAAAGACAGGUCUUGUGCUUGUGCUCCAUGCUAUUACAAAA